Taeniopygia guttata (zebra finch) is the source of this 3374-nucleotide messenger RNA. NCBI's taxonomy places the organism in Eukaryota, Metazoa, Chordata, Aves, Passeriformes, Estrildidae. The record is from RefSeq and is a predicted model, not a curated record.
AGAGCCGGGGAGGGCCCCGAGCUUCCGUCCCGGCGGCAGCGGCCGGGACUGAGCCCUGGGGCCGGGACUGAGCCCUGGGGCCGGGACGGAGCCCUGGGGCCGGGACUGAGCCCUGGGGCCGGGACUGAGCCCUGGGGCCGGGACUGAGCCCUGGGGCCGGGACUGAGCCCUGGGGCCGGGACGGAGCCCUCGGGCCGGGAGAGCGGAGGCAGCGGAGCCAUGAGCCCGGCAGAAAAUACAAAGGACAUCCUCGUGAUAUAUGAACAAGAAGCAGAAGAAUGGGCUCUGUAUUUAAAAUCUCUUUUUGGACUCAAAGUGAACAAAGAAGGAAUCUUACUCUACAACCUAGAAAAUUCAUCUUUCAAGCACCAGGAACUACUCUGUUUACCGUCCUAUAAAUGUAAACUCCUUAUACUCUCAUGUGGACUUCUUAACUGCCUGAAUGAAAAAAGAAGUUAUUUUCUGGAACAAGUUCUAAAACCUCUGGAUAAUGUGGUAAUUCUGCUUUGUGGAGUGGAGAAUUCAGAGAUUCUUCAUGAGAUACUGACCUUAGAUGGAGGCAGCAAAGAGAUUUCUACUGAUCAGAAACCUGAGGAAUAUAUUUCUGUUGUUAAAGAAAUUAUUCAACCAGAUAAACCGCGGGAUGAAAGUCCUGGAGAGUCUGUGUCUUGUAUCUAUGAAGUAGUUCUUGCAGAUGGUUACCAGACUAUCUCUGAUAUUAACUUGUCAGAUGUCAGUGGAACAUCAGAAGAAACAGACCUCACUUUUAAAACAGAUGUACUCUCUGAAAGAUUAGAAACUAAUGAGCAGUCAAUAUUGGUGCUUCCAAGAAGACUAUCAUGUGAGAACCCUGGUGAAAUAUUCAUUCUGUUGAAAGAGGAAAUAGAUGAAGAAACUCUAGAAAUUGAAUUCAUAACAGAUAAUCAACAAAUUAGAAUGCAGACAGCCUCUUGGAACAAGAAGGUCAAAUAUAUGAAAGCCCCAGAUUUUCCUGCUGGCCCUGUAUAUGUAAAUAUCUGCUGUGGGGGAGUCAUUAAGACGACAGCACAGAUUGAAUACUAUACUGCACUAGAGGAAAUUGAGCCCAUUUUAAAGAAAGUGGCUGACCCAAUAGCUUUCACUUGUCAGGCAUUGAAAUUUUCUUCUGUAGAGAAGGUAGACAAUGUUCUGACUUCGUUAUUGAAAAACAAAAUAUCUACUUAUGAAUUCAGCCCAUUCCAAAGUGAAGAAGAGCACUGUCACCAAGCUACUGAGGUUUUGCAGAAUUCUCUGCAGAGAAAAGAGAGGACUAUGACAGGACAAAAUGUACAAACAAACCCCAGAAAUUCACUCUUAACCUUGUGUAUGUCAAAAAGAACUUCAAUUAAAAGCAAGCACUGGCCUCAAUAUAGCCAUUUGGAAGAAUUUCCUACCCUGCUUCACUGUGCAGCCAGAUUUGGCUUGAAGAAACUUGCAGCAUUUCUACUCAGUUGUCCUGAGGCCACACGGGCCUGCAAAAUAACCAAUAAAUAUGGAGAUGAUCCAGAAAGUAUUGCGAAGAAGCAUGGGCACAAGGAAUUAAGAAAAUUCAUCAGAGAAUUGUCAAACUAUGCAGCAAGUGAUUUCACUAAUUGCAAGGAGGAAGACAGCAAGACUUAUGAGCUUAUGUUAGGCUCAGAAGCUCCACCAGCCGUGGCCAAGCAGAACUCAAGAGAUCAAUAUGCAAUUGGAUUGAGAUGCCAACAAGAAGAAGUUGAGGUGGAUGAGGAAAAGAAGGAUGACCUAAAAGACAGCAGAGAGGAGACAGAAUAUGAAAAUGAAGAAGAGGAGGAUUCAUACAGCCUUCACAACAGUCCUCGCAGGUUGUAUGCCAACGUAGGGGAUGAGCUCAAAGAGAGCAGGAGAGAUUGCUUUUUCUGCAAGAGGCCACCCCCUCCUCCCCCUCGAAAUCUGCCUGGCAUCCAAAGACAGGACAAUCUGCAUAAUUCAUCACAAGAGAGGAUUUUUGUGGAGGACAGGAGUAAAAGAGAGCAGGGUGAUGGACUCACAACCGCAUGCUGCGGAGAAGAGCAGGGUUCCUGUGAGGAGGACAGCGAGGAGGAGCACCCCUACACUUGUGUGGCACAGGAUGAAUGUGUGUACGACCUCAUCCUGGGGCAGGAGGAGCACAACGAGGAGAAAAGGAAGCACUGCAGGUCCUUUAUCAUGAACAGGCCACCAGCCCCUGCGCCCCGGCCCAUGUGCUCGCUGGUCAAGGAGGAGAACACUCCCUACAUCGCACAAGUGUUUCAGCAAAAGGCCUGUCGAGUGACCAGUGACAACAGCAGGACAUACUGCGAGGCCAGGAAUCCUGAAGCGCACAGAGGCCACACUGAGACAGUAGCUUACAGCACUGUGGUACACAGGAUCCCUCCUGAACAGGAAGAACUCAUUCACUUGCAGAAACAGGUGAAAGAGGGGGCAAUUUCUGUGGAUGAAGCCAUUGACAGAUUUAAACUGUGGCAGAACAAAAAGCAGAGACUACCGUCCACUCAACAGGAAACAGUUCAUCACCUGAGAGACACCACUGUCAGAAACAGACAAGAAAAUGAAAACCUGGAUGUCUACAACUAGGAGCCCCACAGAUAAGGAACAGAUGCCUAAUUACCCAAGUGUGACUCUCCAGCAAACUGCACAUCAGAUUCCUCCUCUUGACAUCCCACACAUGUUCCAGCUGUGCCCUGCCAGCCUCAGGCUCCAGCCCAUCCUGUUGUGACACCGCCAUGGGAUCCUUGCUGCACUUCCAGUGCCUCGGAUCCUCUUGCCAGGGCCUGCUCUGGAAGAAGACCAAUAUCACUAAAGCAGAUUAAUAAGGUUUCUUGUAAAGUCAUCACUGAAUUUUACACCUUUUUCUUUGCUUUUUCUUCUUCCAAGAUGACAGCUGACAAUUUAUAUAAAGAUGUAUUGCGUGCUUUGGUUAAUAAUUUUUGAAGUCAUUUCAGUUUUUCCAUUGUGCUUGAUAAGUUGUUUAAGAGUAGAUUUUAUGCACAAAAGAGGAAAAUUGUAAAAGCCUAUAAAGAUUAUUAAGUGAAAGUAAAUAAAAUCUAGCUUUUACUUUUUGUUGAAACAUUUUUAUACUAACUCUGUGUAAAAAUUUGUCUUUCCUAAGAGUAACUAUAUUUAAUCACCAGUUUAAAUAACUGUACUCACAUUAAAGCUAAUCUCUUAAGCCAAACUAUGUAAACCAGUACUAAUUAUCUACUAAUGCAUUAAAGUGAUUCCAAGAAUUUGGUUUACAAGGAAAUUGUGUUUUGUUUAGUAAGUUGACUAAGGUAAUUUAUAUCCAGAACAAAACCAAAUUGCUUUCUAUUGCAUUAACAUAGCAACAGUAAAGGAAUAAAUAUGGUUAAUGGGUA